Molecule: messenger RNA, 591 nt
Organism: Echinococcus granulosus
Lineage: Eukaryota; Metazoa; Platyhelminthes; Cestoda; Cyclophyllidea; Taeniidae
Product: Coatomer subunit zeta-1
Exons: 8
Coding region: 1-591 (196 amino acids)
Biological process (GO): intracellular protein transport; retrograde vesicle-mediated transport, Golgi to endoplasmic reticulum; intra-Golgi vesicle-mediated transport
Cellular component (GO): COPI vesicle coat
Source: RefSeq, a predicted model, not a curated record
AUGACAGCAGUGGGGCACCGCGGUCUGCAUUGGGUCGCUAGCGGACUUUACGGCGUUAUGACAGCGUUAAAGGAUCUAUCUCUUUAUGCUGUUAAGGCGAUUUUGAUUCUGGACAAUGAAGGGAAGCGGAUAAUUGUCAAGUAUUACGAUAACACAUUUCCAUCCUUGAAGGCACAAUUGGAUUUUGAGAAGAAGUUGUUUUCAAAGACCAGCAAAAGUGCUUAUGCUGAAAUCACCCUCUUUGAGGGGACUACUUGUGUUCAUCGCACGACCUCGGAUAUCUACUUCUACAUAAUCGGCGAUGUUAACGAAAACGAGCUUAUGCUUAUGAAUGCCCUCACCUGCUUGCAUGACUCAAUCACACAAAUUCUGCGAGGUAACUUGGAGAAGAAAACUCUUCUUGAUAACCUCGAACUCAUCUACCUGGCUGUGGAUGAACUGUGCGACGAAGGGAUAAUCAUGGAAUAUGACUCUGCUGCGCUGGCUUCGCGGGUCGGAAUCAAACCCGAAGAAACAUCCCUUAGUGAACAAACGGUUACACAGGCAAUGCAAGCCGCCCGCGAGCAGAUCAAAAUGGCCCUUCUGCGAUAG